Messenger RNA from Rosa rugosa (rugosa rose), 1488 nucleotides. RefSeq names its product peroxidase 10-like. NCBI's taxonomy places the organism in Eukaryota, Viridiplantae, Streptophyta, Magnoliopsida, Rosales, Rosaceae. Gene Ontology annotation, biological process: hydrogen peroxide catabolic process; response to oxidative stress. Gene Ontology annotation, molecular function: heme binding; peroxidase activity. The record is from RefSeq and is a predicted model, not a curated record. The transcript is spliced from 4 exons. The coding region runs from base 49 to 1035 and encodes 328 amino acids.
ACUACUUGUCACACACUAUUAGCUAAGCUAGUGAUAAUAUAGUUAGAAAUGGAGCACACCUAUAAACUUCUUACCUAUGUUACCUUGUUUUGCUUCUUGUUCAUAAGCCCUCCUCUUGUCUCCUCUCAGCUUAAUUAUAGGUUCUAUGAUUCCUCUUGUCCCAACUUGAGCAAGAUUGUUCAACAAGGCGUUUGGUCAGCUAUUGCAAACGAUUCUAGGAUUGCAGCCUCACUCUUGCGGCUUCACUUCCAUGAUUGCUUUGUUAAUGGAUGUGAUGCAUCUGUGUUACUUGAUGAUACUAGCACUCUUAAGGGGGAGAAAAAUGCAUUUCCCAACAAAGAUUCAGCGAGAGGCUUUGAGGUGAUUGACAAAAUCAAGUCAAAUUUGGAGGAAGCUUGCCCAUCCACUGUUUCUUGUACUGAUAUACUCACCCUUGCAGCAACUUCAGCUGUUUACUUUAGUGGAGGGCCAUUUUGGCCUGUAGCCCUGGGUCGCCGAGACGGCACUACCGCAAGUGAAGAUGCAGCUAAUGAUGAUCUGCCAUCACCAUUUGAGCCCUUGGAAAACAUCACUGCAAAGUUCACAGCCAAAGGCCUUAACAUAAAGGAUGUUGUUGUCCUCUCAGGUGCACACACUAUUGGCUUUGCUCAAUGCUUCACAUUCAAGCCAAGACUAUUCAACUUUGAUGACUCUGGCAAACCAGACCCAACAUUAGAGACAUCAUUUCUUACAAAUCUACAAAGCGUGUGCCCAAAUCAAGCUGACUCUGACACCAAACUGGCUCCACUGGAUCCUGUCACUUCAACCAAGUUUGAUAAUGUUUACUUCAAAAGACUGGUGAACAAUUCUGGGCUUCUCCAGUCGGACCAGGUCCUUAUGGGGGACAAUAGGACUGCUUCAAUGGUUAUCGGCUAUAGCAGAUUUCCUUAUCUGUUUAACAAGGACUUUGGAGAAUCCAUGGUGAAGAUGGCAAAUAUAGGUGUGCUCACUGGACAAAGUGGUCAAAUCAGGAAGAAUUGUAGGGUUGUGAACUAGAGAAAAGAACUUUGUUUAGCUAACUAUGGGGUGGAUCAUGAGGGGCAUUAUUGGUGGGACUCUUGCCCUCCUUGUGCUUCGGCUGCCUUUGUUCACAAUCUGCAAGGUUUACCGAAUUUCCGUAUUAACUAAUUCUGUGGUGCUUGAUAGACUUCAUGAAAAUGUGGGCUUGGGUUAUGGUGGUUUCUGCUGCAUGGUUGCUGAUGAACUAUAGGUGUGUUCCAUAUAUGUGGUUGCUGCGUGGUCACAUAAAUAUGCAUGGUUACUGCAUGUCCUUCUAUCCAUCAGUUUGUAACUAUUGCUUAGUGCUCACUUUGAGUACUUUACUUCAUUUUGUUCUCAGAGAGGUUUUGGUUCAUGUCCCCCUCUCUCUUCUUGUAUUUUCUUUUCUUUUAUUAAUAACAUAAAAUAGAGGGAUAGGCGGUGGGUUCCCGGUUGUGAUGACCCCCUUUC